This is a messenger RNA of Symsagittifera roscoffensis, 1003 nucleotides long. RefSeq names its product cdc42 homolog. The transcript has 5 exons. Gene Ontology annotation, biological process: Cdc42 protein signal transduction; establishment or maintenance of cell polarity; endocytosis. The record is from RefSeq and is a predicted model, not a curated record. The coding region runs from base 30 to 632 and encodes 200 amino acids. Lineage: Eukaryota; Metazoa; Xenacoelomorpha; Acoela; Convolutidae. Gene Ontology annotation, molecular function: protein kinase binding; GTPase activity; GTP binding.
UGUUGUGAUAAACUUAUUAAAUAGUUAAAAUGAGCGGAAAUAAUAUGCACGGGAUCAAAUGUGUGAUUGUUGGAGAUGCUGCUGUCGGAUCAAGAAGUCUUGCAAUUACGUUUACGACAAAUAAAUUUCCUACAGACUAUGGGCCUACGGUGAUCGACAAUUGGGCUGUUAUUUUAAUGAGCGGUGGUAAGCCCUACACGCUAGGACUGUGGACAUUAGCUGGGCAGGAAGAGCAAGAUUACUUCAUAUGGAGAGCCCUAAAAUACCGUCAGACCGACGUGUUCCUGGUGUGCUUCUCAGUUGUGAAUCUUAGUUCUUUCGAGAGCGUCAAAGAAAAGUGGGUGCCAGAGAUACAACACUACUGCAAAAAGACACCGUUUUUACUGGUGGGAACUCAGACCGAUCUGAGGGAUGAGCCAGGAAGUGGGAAGGUGAAGACGAAUUCCAUCUCGCAGAAGGAGGGAGAGAAGCUGGCCAAGGAUCUGAAAGCGGCCAAAUACGUCGAAUGCUCUGCUCUCACACAGAAAGGACUGAAGAAUGUAUUUGACGAGGCUAUUCUGGCGGCGCUUCAGCCUAACCCGAAGAAAGGAGGAGGAAAGGUGAGAAGGUGGCUCAUGUCGAAAGGCUUCUAAAGACGACCAGAUAUUGGACUCAAAUUACUUCGAGUUAUCUUGCAUCUAUCCUUGUUUCUGUAGAUUACGAAUUUCAAAUGGUUUCAUUAUUUUACUAAUCACUCACUGCGGAGGCGAUUUUGUCUAUUCGUUUUUGAUUUGUUGCUUAUUGUGCAGCUGAAUUGUUCACAGAUUUGAUUACUUAUUAUUACGCAAAACAUGCAGAACCUGUUUUGCAUAUAAUAGCUAAUCGAUCAGAUUGAGCUAAUUUAAAAUUUAUUGCUUUGUUUGCUAAAAAGACUGUAAAAAUUAAUUCAAGCUUUGUUUCUGACAUUUGCCGAGUUUUGUUGACUCCAAAACUUUGUUGUGUAAAUAAAUGUAAAUUGAUUAUU